Messenger RNA from Xenia sp. Carnegie-2017, 369 nucleotides. Its product is annotated as TNF receptor-associated factor 1-like. Bases 65 to 328 code for a protein of 87 amino acids. Gene Ontology annotation, molecular function: protein binding. The record is from RefSeq and is a predicted model, not a curated record. The transcript is spliced from 2 exons. NCBI's taxonomy places the organism in Eukaryota, Metazoa, Cnidaria, Anthozoa, Malacalcyonacea, Xeniidae.
GCUUACAAUUAGUUGUUUGUGAGAUUCGAUACUUUUUAGUUUUUUUGAUCAUGUACGAAAAUAAAUGACGAUAGAAGGGAAAGGUGAUUACGAUGCUCUACAAACAUGGCCAUUUCAAAAGAAGAUCACAAUGGUGUUAAUGGCUCAAGGAAAUGGUGAUCACAUGAUUGAUGCUUUUCAUUCAGAUCCUCGAAGUUCCUUAUUUCAGCGACCAGAGUCUGAUUUGAAUGCAUUUGGAUUGCCAGUUCUAAUUUCGUCGAUAGACAGUUUAAGCAAUCUUCCAUUCAUUAAAGAGAAUACAAUGUUUAUUAAGUUAAUAGUUGAAUGAACAAAAAAUAUAAAUACACUCGCUCCUGCUUCUCUACCUUA